GAUAAUGAUGGAAAAACUCUUUUGCAUCACGCUACUAAAAAGAACAAUGAAGAUAUUGUUAACCUACUUUUAGAACAUGCCACUAUGGUAGAUAAUCAAGAUCGUGAUAUUUGUUCAGCUUUGGUAAAUAUACAAGAUCAUGAUCAUCAUUCAGCUUUAUCUUAUGCAGUAAUAAAAAGCGGAGCGGAUGCAAAUAUUAGUAAUGACGAUGGCACAACUCCUUUACUUUAUGCAGCUAAGCAAGGACAAUUUGAUAUAGCUAAACUACUUGUAGAUAAUGGAGCUGAGGUAAAUAUUAAACAAAAUAAUGGUAAGACCCCCUUAUAUAAUAUAGAAUUAUACCCGAACGGCGGUUUUGAUGAUGACUUUGAAAUCGUAGAUGCAGAAUUAGUUGAAUUUCUUAUUAAUAGUGGUGCAGAAAUAGAUUUUAAAGAUAGCAAAACACAACAUUUUUUUAUUUUUUUUGCUCAAGAAAAUAAUAUGAUAAUGGUUCGGAAAAUUUUAGAAGCUGCAGAAAAUUAUGAUGAUUUAAAAUUUAUUCUAAACGCUAAAAGCGAUUGCAGAAAAUUAGCUCUACACCAUGCUGUAGAAAGAGGUAAUGAGGAGAUUGUUGAACUGAUGUUAAAAUAUGGUGCUCCAGUGAAUUUUCGAGCCUGUAGAGGCAAAACGGCUUUGCAUUACGCAUCCGAGAGUGCCUAUGUGAAAAUAGUUAAAACGUUGAUAGAUAGAGGAGCAAGAAUACUUAUGAAAGAUAGAGAUGACAACACAGCUUUGCACUAUGUUGCUAGAAAGAAUGUAGAAAUAGUUGGCGAGUUGUUAAAAGGAAUAAGA
This is a messenger RNA of Trichoplax adhaerens, 831 nucleotides long. RefSeq lists its product as uncharacterized. The transcript has 2 exons. Gene Ontology annotation, molecular function: protein binding. NCBI's taxonomy places the organism in Eukaryota, Metazoa, Placozoa, Uniplacotomia, Trichoplacea, Trichoplacidae. The record is from RefSeq and is a predicted model, not a curated record. The annotation marks the transcript as partial.